Molecule: messenger RNA, 1619 nt
Organism: Xenia sp. Carnegie-2017
Lineage: Eukaryota; Metazoa; Cnidaria; Anthozoa; Malacalcyonacea; Xeniidae
Product: P2X receptor A-like
Exons: 7
Coding region: 162-1241 (359 amino acids)
Source: RefSeq, a predicted model, not a curated record
CGGGACAAGUAGAGGACAAGUUGUUUUCUAGGGUUCGUGAAAACAGGCCCAUAGUCGUCGAAGGUUGAUGCUAGUCAUCAAGAGCCAAGAGCUAAUCAUCAUUGUUCAUUUUGCCUGCUGUUGUGUGAACAUUGUACGUUCGACAUUCAGCACAGAUUAACAUGUCUGUCUUUCACUAUGCAACGUACAAGUAUGUCACAAUCAGAGAUUCAAGACUUGGAAUCGGUUAUUAUAUAACGGCAAUAAUUAUUAUUUCCUUAACAAUGGCGGAAAUAUUUAUUAAUAAAGGUUAUUUGGAGUUUGAUUCAUAUCCAAUUGGAUCUUUGAGAAUUAUGCUUUCUGAUCCCAAGAUAGAUGCCUUUAACUAUGAACCACUAUCCAAAUGUUGUAUCAAAGGAUCAUUAAUUGAUAACUGUACUAUGCAAUGUCGUUAUCUGGAUGCACAAGAGUUAUCAUGGCCUAUACAAUCUCGAACUUUAAGUGUAAUGACAUUUUGCAAGGAAAGAUGGCAAAGUAACCAACAAUCAUCAAUUCGCCCUGAAGAAUUUCUGACACUGAGAGAAGACAAGUUUUAUACAUUAAAACCAGAAGAAUAUGUUGUGAAAGUCGAGCACACAAUUAUUGCUACAAAAUUUCAUGGUAAUCAUGAUUUAAAGAUUGCUGGAUCACAGAGGAGUAUGAAGGGCUGGUUGUAUGAUGCUAAUGGAUCACGAAUUCGUGAGAUGAAUGAUGGAGCAGAUAAAUUAACAAUUAGUGAAUUAUUUUCUGCUGGAGGGGUGAACAGUCUUGAGCAGGUGUCUGAUGCAUUAAAUGCCAAUGGUAAAACAUACCGUCGUCAUGGUUUGGUCCUACAUGUUGCCAUUAAAUAUACCAAUACCUAUGACACUUGGUUUGGAACAGGGGCAAUUCAAUAUGGUUAUCACGUGUCACGCAUACCUUUUGCUGAUUAUCGUGUAAAUGAACUUACACCUAUUGUUCAAGGAAUGAAUAGCUCAGAAGCAAAGUCUAGAAUUCUUCGCAAACGUUAUGGCAUAAAAAUUGAGUUCAUCCAAGCUGGAAUGUUAGGGAAGUUUUCUUUUUCAUGUCUGGUUAUUAAGCUUGUAUCUGGCUUGGGUUUGUUAACUUUGACAGCGACAAUAGUGGACGUUUUAGCACUUUACGUGCUUCCCGAUCGAUUUCGUUACCGUAGCUAUGUUUAUGAAAGUUCACCUUCUCACGAGAAAUCAACUAAACAAGACUAGUUAAAUUUGGAGAAAUUGAGUUAGUUGAACAUAGAACAAUAAUUUUUGAUUCUGUAAAGAUUUUGUGUCGUCGAAAUAGUAUUUCGAUAAAUCAACCAUGCCUCAACUUAAUAUAGAUAAUGUACGUGCAACAUAAUACAUAAUACAAUUUAAAAAAAAUUAGAAAACGUGUAUAUUCUAGCUAUAAAUGUUUAACAAAAUACGAAUGACGAACAAACGAUAGUAACAUGUUCAGCAACAUGAUUGGUUUGUAUUCUAAUUGUUGUCUCGUCACUAUUUGACUACACACAAUCGAAAAAAUUAUCAUUGAAAUUAUAGAAAUUAUAUAAUUAAAUAAAUAUAGAAUUUUAGAAUAAAAUGUGUAGUAUUUAAGGAGUA